Molecule: messenger RNA, 1519 nt
Organism: Westerdykella ornata
Lineage: Eukaryota; Fungi; Ascomycota; Dothideomycetes; Pleosporales; Sporormiaceae
Product: glycosyl transferase
Exons: 3
Coding region: 35-1315 (426 amino acids)
Biological process (GO): protein N-linked glycosylation; cell wall mannoprotein biosynthetic process
Cellular component (GO): membrane; Golgi apparatus
Molecular function (GO): alpha-1,2-mannosyltransferase activity
Source: RefSeq, a predicted model, not a curated record
CCUUACCACACCCCAUUCUUUGCCCUCGAAUCCCAUGCCGCGACCGUUCCGCUGGCGUAGUUCGCGCUGGCGCCUCGGCCUCUUCCUUCUCCUCUUCCUCCUCAUAGAAGACUUGCACCACCAGUACUCUUAUCACGUGCACCGUCCCUCCGUCCCUCUCGAUCCUCCCUUCCAGGUAGGAUGUCGAGAGCCACCCUCCAACCCGCAGCGAGAAAACGCCACAAUAAUCAUGCUUACACGCAAUGAGGACCUUGCGGGUGCAGUGGCGUCGAUGUUGUCAUUUGAGAAACACUUCAAUCACUGGUAUCACUAUCCAGUUAUCUUCCUAAAUGAGAAGCCGUGGAGUGAGGAAUUCGUGAAGAAGAUGACGGAAGUGGUUAGCGGAGAGGUAAAGUUCGAAACAGUGCCUAAGCAAAUGUGGGAUGUCCCGGAGUGGAUGAACAGGGAGGAAGUGAUGAGGAGCCUUGCAGCGCAAAAGGAGAAGGGUAUCUACAAGGCGGAGAUGGAGAGUUACCAUCACAUGUGUCGAUUUUAUUCGGGCUAUUUCUACGACGUCGAGGCCUUGAAGCCAUACAGAUGGUACUGGCGCAUCGAGCCUGACGUUGAGUUCUCCUGUGCAAUAACGUACGAUCCAUUUACGGAGAUGGCAAAGCAUGGGAAAAAAUAUGGCUACACUAUCGCCCUAUGGGAAGUGGAUAACACAGUUCCUAGCCUCUUUCGGGCAGUGAGCGAUUACAAGCGAGAAAAGCACCUUGCGUUGACGGAUUUAUGGCGUUCCAUGGUUAGAGCUUCUUGGACGCCCAUUCCUUUCCGCUCUCUUCAGAGUCUAUGGCCAUGGCGGGACAGUUCAGGCGACAGCUGGAACCUAUGCCAUUUCUGGAGCAAUUUCGAGAUUGCAGAUAUGGAUUUCUUCCGAAGUAGAGAGUACCGAGACCUUUUCGAUUAUCUGGAUAGGGAAGGUGGCUUUUACCAUGAGCGGUGGGGAGACGCUUCAGUCCAUUCUUUGGCAGCCGCUUUGCUGCUCGAACCGCGACAGCUCCAUUAUUUCCAGGAUUUCGGCUACUUCCAUGAACCGUGGAGGGUGUGCCCUGCCAAUGCAAAAGGUAAGCAACUGCCAGGAUCCAGCGUCUUGGGUUCUGGCGACACAAUUUGGACGAAAGAGGAAGACGAUGGCGUAGGGUGUCGAUGCGAGUGUCAACCGGGCAGGAACUUUCAGAGCAUUUGCUUCAACCACGUCCAGAAAGGCACACAUACCAAGCCGUGGGCCAAUGUCAGACAGAAUACCGAAAAUGGAGCAUGGUUCCAAUGGCGCUAGCAACUGGCGUUUUCUUCUUCUUCUGGUGGUGGCGGAGGUCCCCCGGUCUUUCGCACUCCGUAUUAUAUAUACCUUUAGGUCUCAACCCUCACAGAAACAUAUGGUUGGAAAAUAAUUCUGUUUGUGGAAUGCACCGACCACUCACAUAGCGUACGGCAGAGCAGAGGAGUGGUCAAGUGGGAGUUAUGGAUCGCGGGUGCGGAU